Messenger RNA from Diachasmimorpha longicaudata, 2817 nucleotides. RefSeq lists its product as uncharacterized. Bases 198 to 1289 code for a protein of 363 amino acids. Gene Ontology annotation, molecular function: DNA binding. Lineage: Eukaryota; Metazoa; Arthropoda; Insecta; Hymenoptera; Braconidae. The record is from RefSeq and is a predicted model, not a curated record. The transcript is spliced from 4 exons. Gene Ontology annotation, biological process: regulation of transcription by RNA polymerase II. Gene Ontology annotation, cellular component: nucleus; transcription regulator complex.
UUGUCGUUUACCAUUGUCGUUUCAUUGACGGUCCCUUAACAUUUUAUAAUCCAAUGCAACAUCAUCGUCGACUAUGAAAGCUACUUCGAAACGUAUCGGUUUCUAUAACAGCAGCAAAAACUGCAGAAAGCCUUCACGAAGCGAUUUUCCGAUGCAUGAGAGUGCUUACGCUUCCUAUCUUGAUCUGAUGUGGAACCAUGGUGCCGACAAUGCCCCCCGAUGCUCACAAAAUAUCCCUCAAAAUUAUAGAAGCUAUCAGACAACAUCCAGUAUUGUACAUAUCUGAUGUUAAAGGAACUGCGAUCAAACUCCAGGAAUUUCGACAAAAAGUCUGGAAGAGAAUUUCUGACGAAUUGGGAUUGGAUCCUGCAUGGGUCAGACUCAGGUGGAAGAACCUCAGGGACACGUACUGUCGAAUACUAAAAUAUAAAAAUCGAACGAACAAGGGAACAAGAAGAAAGAAGUGGGUGUUCGAGGAUCACCUUAGUUUUCUCAAAUUUCCAUACGAACCUGAUUACCAGCCCCAGUGUGUCGAGCUCUCGGACCAGUACAUAGAGGCAAUAAACGCAAGUGGAAUGAGCACUGAAAACCUGCUGGAGCAGUUAGAAGACCGUAACGACGAGGACUACAGUGAAUACCUGGAGGUCCUCGAGGAAACAACGGCAGACCCGAUUCUCCAGGACGACAGCCAAGUCGUGGAGAUCCUAGACGUUAACGAGGAAGAUUUGAAUGCAGAAAUGUUAGAAAAAGACAGUGCAACUCUUCAAGUAGAAACUUACGCACGAGAGAUUGAGAACAAUUACAUCAGGAUACGUCCGAAGAAGAUGAAAUACGAUCACGAUGUGUAUUCAGGUCCUUCCAACGUAUCCCCCACUGAUGGAACAAAAAUAGAUUCAAAUAUCAGUACAAUUGUCAUCACGACAGGUGAAUUGCGACCCCCAGAUGAUGUAGAAACGACUGAAAAUGAUCAUAAUGAUGAGGCCAAUGAUCACGACAUCAGUUUGGACCAUUCGAGCAUUCAAAGUAAAGAAUGUUACGCCGAGGAAGUACCAAAGACCAGCAUAGAAUUAUUCUUUGACAGCAUGGCGCAGACAGUGAGACUACUUCCUCCAAUAGCUCAAGCAGAAAUCAAGAUGUCGGUGUGCAGAAUAGUGACAGAAGCUGAAGUGAAAUAUUCAAACAAAAAAAAUGCUCACAAAGUUCAAAAAUUCAUAGCCCCCCCUGGAAUGAUUCCCAAAUUAGUCCUGAUACCUUGCAGUAUGAUCGACAAUCCUGGCAACAGCAAUUGAAUGGUCUCAGAUAUUUAUUUGUCAAUGUACAAUUUUUUUUUUGACAAUACAAAAAUAAUCGCCCCUUCAAUCAUGGGUAUUUUUUAUGAUACAUUGCACUGGGGAUACUUAUAUCAACAGUUGAUAAUGAUCGUUAAUCGUAAAUAAAGGACAUGUACUAAUUUAUUAAUUCGCUGGCGGUUUUGCAGCUCAUUCGAGGCCCGGGUUCGGCCCUUAUGUUUAGAAUGUGAUCAUGAUCGAUUAUUUUGGUUAAUUUUUAAGUAAAAAUUUAACUCGAUUAGCCGUCACGCAGAAACACUUCACAAUUAUGAAUUUGUUUAGAAAAAAAAUACGUUGAAUGGGUGUUUUUGUAAAUAUGAAUGAAUCCAUUAUUAUUAUUAUAUGAAGAAGGGAUUUUACAUUUGUUUCGAUUGUUGUUUCGAUGAUUUUUCCUCAAGUAUAACUGGAAGACAUGAUUACAGCGCUGAAAAUCGAUCUCGUUAUCAAAUAAAAAUAUGGAAAGAAGGAGUAAUGAUACUAUUUAAAGGAUUGUUUAUCAUGGCACCUUCUCGUAAUUUCAAAUCUAUUAUUACAAGUUAAUGCUGACUUGUAUAAAGGACUAAUCUUGUUGAAAUUAGAGCUGUUGCAUUUCUUGUAUGAAUCGGUUUCCACUUUUUCCAUUAAAUUAGGAGUAACUUUCAAUUGCUGAUUAGAAUUUAAUUCUAAUUUAGGUGACGUCACAUUUAUGUGAAGAUUUUCAUUCCUUCGUAAUGAAAAUGAAGCCCCCAAUCAAGUAAAUGGAAGUAAUUCUGGAAGUAAAAACGGAUGUCGUCAUUUAAAUUAGAAUUGAAUGCCCAUAAACAAUUGAAAGGUUCUUCUACGUCAAUCGAAACAGUCAUGUGAUAAAAACAAUUAACAUGAUAAAAUAAUUCAUAUGAUAAAAACAUCAUUUCUGACUGCGAAAAGAGGAGACAUGAUCCAUCAUAUAAUAAUCACCAACAUGACAUGACGAUUAUGUGACGAUCUUCAACGAAUUGAAAUUUCUUAUCCAUUAAAAUGUUGAUUUUUCAUACAAUAUGUCAAUAUUUUAUAACAAACAAGGAUAAUAUCAUAAUUUCGUUUUCCUGUGAUUCUUUGAGACAGCAAUAAAAGAAUUUUUCUGGAAUAUUUUUAUUCCAUAAAAAGUUAUUCUUCCAGUUUUCGAUGAAAAUGGAACCCAAUAAUCGAUUUGGAUCACGUUCUAACGAUAGUGCAUCCGUCCGAAUUCGUGAAUUAUUUCGGAACUUUGUGAUAGUGAUUGUGAUCUACAAGUGGAAGAACUGUUAACUGUCCGAUUAUUAUUAAAUAUGGAAGACAAUAGACUAAUUGUAAAUCAAAGUGUUAACAGUCUGAAUGAACUUAUUGACAGAAUGAGAUAUUUCAGAUGUUACGAUAGUUUCGAUUCUUGUUAUUACUGCAAAACAGAUCUCGUAUUCGUGAUAAAGAUCUUAAUUACAACAAUGAUAAAAUGACAGUUAAAAAUAACAUUAAAAAUGUUAAAGCAAUAUAA